AUGCGCUCCGCCUACUCCGCGAUCAUUUUGAGCCGGUCAGUGACACAAACUACGUGUUCUGUGGUGUAUAAAUGGUUUUUGAGGAGCGUGCACUCGCUCGCCAGUGUUAAUGUUAUUAAAUUUGUUGUUUGUUUUUGUAAAUUAAUCGUAGCCCGUCGUUGAAGGCUGAAAAUGUUUAAGUUUAUUAAGGCGAAGGGGCCCCACCAGACGGCCGAAAGGCAGAAACUCCAAAAGGAAUUGUUUUCAUUCAGAAGGACUCUUCAACAUGGCUUUCCCCACAAACCUACCGCACUCGCCUGGGACCCGUCGCUGCGGCUUCUGUGCAUCGGUACCGCCACCGGGGCGGUCAAAGUCUUCGGACGGGCAGGUGUGGAAUUCUACGGUCAACAUCAGAACCCGAACGCCGUCACCAAGGUGAUAUUCGUGCCGGAUCAGGGUCGUGUCGUCACAUUGUGCGACGACAACUCCUUGCAUCUUUGGGAGGUUAACAAAAGUUCCUUGGUCGAAGUGAAAUCGCAGGCCCUGGAAGGAAAAUUGAAGAAAAUAUCGACGCUGUGUUUGGAAAGUGCAGGCAACCACUUGUUGCUCGGCACGGAGGGUGGAAAUAUUUAUUUGUUAGACAUUCACACGUUCACCAUGACGCCCGAUAUUAUUUACCAGGACGUCGUCAUGCAAAAUGUUCCUCCAAACUACAAAUUGAACCCCGGCGCAGUGGAGGUCAUUCUAGAAGAGCCCGGGCACCCAAACAACAUUCUAAUAGGUUACAACCGUGGUCUUAUAGUGCUGUGGAAUAGAAGUGACAACGCUUCACUUAAAACUUUCGUGACCAAUCAGCAACUGGAGUCCCUCUGUUGGCGGCAAGACGAAACUUUCAUCAGCUCGCACAUCGACGGCAGCUACAUCGUUUGGGAUUUGGGGAAACCUGACGACCCCGUAGAGCCGAUCACGACCUACGGGCCGUUCCCGUGCAAGCCGAUUCCGAAAAUAUUGGUGGGCGAGCUGGACGGCAGGCCUCUAUUGGCCUUUUCCGGGGGUCUACCCAGGGCCAGCUACAACGAUAGAUACACGGUUUCCGUGGUGCACGAGGACGGCGAACACGUCGCCUUCGAUUUCACCAGCAAAGUUAUCGAUUUUAUCCUGAUAACUACUAAAGCGGGUGGGGAAGAUAACGAAGAAGAGGAUUCCGAUGGUGAAGAAAAUGUUCAAACGAAUGGCGUUUCAGCGCCAUCUGCAGGCGGACAACCGGAAGCUUUGUUGGUGUUGACGGAGGAAGAGUUGGUCGCUAUCGACUUGCAAAGCAAAGACUGGAAAAUGAUGAGUUUGCCAUACUUGGUGUCUCUGCACGCGUCUGCCGUCACCUGCAGCCAACACGUGGCAGGGGUUCCGCAAGAGCUCUGGGAGCAUUUGAAGGACGCGGGGAGAGCGCAGACGCAGCACCUCUACUCGAACCGCUCGUGGCCGAUAGAUGGCGGUAAGUUGUUGUGCUCCAAGGGCCAAGAACCGAGGAGAGAGUUGCUUUUAACCGGGCACGAGGACGGUACGGUGAGAUUCUGGGAUGCUGGCGGGGUAACGCUAACUCCGAUCUACAAGUUCAGUUCUAAGGAGUUCUUUUCCGGGGACGAUCUUGACGAUGUCGCCUCUCCCGACGCGGAAGAUGGCGAGGAGGAAUGGCCGCCGUUCCGGAAAACCGGCAUCUUCGACCCUUACUCCGACGACCCGCGAUUGGCCAUCAAAAAGGUGGUUCUGUGCCCCCUCUCCGGUACUCUCCUCGUAGCCGGUACCGCCGGGCAAAUCAUCAUCGCCAAAUUCGACACGGAGGUGUUGGAUCAAGAGCUCAAAGCCACCGCGAUGAACAUCGUCAACGAUCGCGACGAGUUCGUGUGGAAAGGUCACAGCAAGCUGACCGCCAAACCCGGCGUGACGCAUCAAAGUCGCGGCUUCCAGGCGGCCGCCAUUUUGCAGCUGCAUCCGCCCGCCGCCGUCACCGCCGCCGUCUUGCACGCCGACUGGGGCCUCGUCGCCGCCGGAACCGCCCACGGUCUCGCCCUGUUCGACUACCUGAAGAACAAGCCCGUCAUGGUCAAGUGCACCCUCAACCCCAAUGAUCUCACCGGCGCCGGGGACACGCCCAUCUCGCGCCGGAAGUCGUUCAAGAAGUCGCUGCGCGAGUCGUUCAGGCGGCUGCGCAAAGGCCGCUCGCAGCGCCGACCGCACGCCGACAAGGAGUCGACGCCCGUGCAGGCGGCGCCGCACAGGAAGCCUGCGCCCAAGGACGACGAAAAUUUCAGCCCGAUCGAGGCGAAGCCCGUGGAAAGGCAGAUCGAGGCUCGACAGACUGAGGAUUCCAUGGGCUCGUUCGUCAGGUGUCUGUAUUUCGCCAGGACGUUUUUAUUAAAUGUACAAAACACGAACCCCACCCUGUGGGCGGGCACGAACAACGGCACCGUGUACGCGUUCACGAUAACCGUGCCGUCGGCGUCGAAGCGCGACCAAGACGACGUGCACUGCCAUCUGGCGAAAGAGAUCCAACUGAAGCACCGCGCGCCCGUGAUAGCCAUCGCCGUGCUGGACGGCUCGAGCCGACCGCUGCCGGAGGCGCUCGAGGUCGAGAGGGGCGUGGCCGGGCUGCCGGACACCACGCAGGCGCACCGCGUCGUCAUCGCCAGCGAGGAGCAGUUCAAGAUCUUCACGCUGCCGAACCUGAAGCCGCACAACAAGUACAAACUCACCGCGCACGAAGGUGCGAGAGUUAGGAGGAUGGCCUUCGCGAAUUUCUCCUGCCGCAAUAUCGACACCGAUGCCACUCAUACGGAGGUCGACUUGCUCUGCCUCACAAACUUGGGGGAUUGCCUGGUUCUGAGCAUACCCGACUUAAAAAGGCAACUCAACGCGGCAGCCGUCAAAAGGGAAGACAUAACGGGGAUCUCUUCUUUAGUGUUCACUAAAGACGCCGAGGCGCUGUAUCUGCACUCUAGCUCGGAAAUCCAGCGGUUGUCUCUUUCCGCCACGUGCGUGACGUCAGCGCGGUGUUACUUGUCGCUACCAGAGGGCGCUCGCGACGACGCCGCCGAGGAGAACCGGUCUGAAGUUGGCGGCGAGAAAGAGGCGGAUGUGACGUUGGUGAACGGCAUCGCCGGAAGCGUCGCUGAUAAAAUUGACGAGGUGCGGGAGAACGGGGCGUCUGGCGAAGAGACGCCUCACAACGUCACCGUCUCCAGUAGCGUCGGCGAUAUCACCAUAGACAGCGUCAAAGAUCAUCUCGGAUCAGGUGAGGAUUUGAACAAACGCGUAUCGGGCUUGUGCGUCACGAAAACGGUCACCACGAUUGUUAGCAGCAGCACCGGGCAAGAUGGCGGCGUUACGUCAUCGACCACCACCACGACGACGUCUACGGCGAACGAGAGUACUAGCAUCAUAGACAGUCUCGCUGAUGACCAAGGACCCGCCUUAGAGACUAAGAAAAUCCAAGUAAGUGAUUUGCUAUUGAGAGCUCCACUUGCUUUAGCUGAAGAUGAAGAAACUGAAAACCAUGUGGAAUAAAAAAUAAUAAUAAUAAUCGGUCAUACACAUUGCCAUAUCAGAAGCAGUCUCGUCAUUAACAUUUUUUUAUUCUACCACCCCAGUUAGAAACUAAGAGAUUUACAAUUUUAUAAAGUUUUGCUAUAAAUAUUUAAUAAAAAAGAUUCUUAUUGGUGUGGUUUGUAGUACAAAACUGAUUUUAUAGUUCUGGUGGUGUUUCUAUGGAAAAUGAUCUCAGGAUUGUUUUCUAUAGAGAUUUUUAAAAACGCCCCCUGCUUUUAUUUGUAAUGUUAGUAUUAGUAGUGUACUUAUUUUAGCGUUAAGUAUUGAUUGGGACCAUUUUUUUCGAAAUUAAAAUAAAAAAUACGCAGAAGUGUUAACGACGGAGCCUAUUUAAUAUUUUUAUAUUAUUCUAAUAAUUUGUUUAAUCAAUAAAACUGUUAGUAUUUUAGUUUUUUAUUUUCAAAAAAAAGUUUUAAAAAUAGGGCACAUUUUUUAUUAUAUUGGCUUAAUUUAUUUUUAAUAAUGUUCUCUAUUUGUAAACAUUCAAAAUUUUGCAGUUUUUCAAAAAAAAUUAAUUUAUAAAUUGAGGACCUAAUGAGAAUAUAAAGUAAUAAUAAAUAUUACUAAUUGUGAUUUUAAUAUUUUAAUCUGUAAAUUAUAAAAAUGCAGCUUUUAUAUAAAAAAUGGUGGAGGUUUACAAACGCGUAAUUGUUUUCAAAAAAAUGCAAUUUUUUGAAAUGGCCUUAACCUAAAUUUCGUUAUUAUAUUUUAUAUUGGUAUUUUAUUCACAAAUUAUAUUAUAUUUAUUAUUCACAUAUGACAAAAACAUCACCAAGUGAAUA
Messenger RNA from Brassicogethes aeneus, 4364 nucleotides. NCBI's taxonomy places the organism in Eukaryota, Metazoa, Arthropoda, Insecta, Coleoptera, Nitidulidae. The record is from the annotation of a GenBank genome assembly.